UUGUCGCUACUAAUUGUCUGCCAAAUUCGAAGAUGAACUUUCUGCGACUUGUCAGAAAUUUGUAUUUGUCAGGGAAUCGUGUCAGAAAUGUGCGCUAAGUGGAUUAUUUUUGCUUGGGGAUUACUAAGUUUGAUUAAAGCUCAAGCAAUCAGUUCAAGCCAUGUCGGAAAUAAAAACAAAGAUUGCCAUGUUGAUCGCACAUGUAGUUCAUUCCAUGGCCCGAAGCCAGAAACAUACAACAGCCCAAGUCCUGGAAAGUACAAAGCUUUUAGGAACUUUGAGUUCCAAGAACAGUCCCAGUCCUCUCAGAUAAAUUCAUGGAGCUCAAUCAAAGAACUGGACAAACCUGUUCAACUUGUUUAUCCAGACCAGAGCUCACACAAGCAACUAGUUCUACACAAAGAGAACCUUAGGCUUCUUCAGCUUAUACAAGAGCCCAUAGCCACAGUAGCAGUGGUUGGUAAGUUCCAUACUGGGAAGUCAUUCCUGCUCAACCAGCUGAUGGGCAAACAAGCAGGGUUUGGAGUAGGACCAUUUGUGAGACCAGAAACUAUGGGGAUCUGGAUGUGGGGAAAGCCGUUAAAGAUAAAGCUCCAAGAUGGACAGGAGGUCGCACUUGUAUUUCUCGACACUGAAGGGUUUGCCGCGACGAACGUCUCAGAAAGCUACGAUGCCAAGGUGUUCGCUGUUGCUACCCUUCUCAGCUCAUACCUGAUUUAUAACUCGGUGAAGAUCAUUGACCAGGGAGACAUUGACUAUUUAGAGCUCCUGUCACGACGUACACAGCUGUUCGCCCUCAAGUCCCAGAUGUCAAAAGCAAAAUGGAACAACGACUUCAACCACGAUUUGCUUAAAUUCCCACCACUGCUUUGGGUGGUUCAAGACUUUGUGCAACUGACCGAGAAUAACGAAGACCCGACGUCAUGGCUGCACAGAUUACUGGCAUCCCCUGCUAAAGACAGCGAGGAACACGCUAUUAGCCUCAAAGCUAUUUUUCCGAGUGUAGAGUGCCACACCCUGUUUUUCCCUGCGACAAAGAAGGCCAUCUUACAGGACCUAUCCAAGGCACGUGAAGAAGACUUGACUGAAGAGUAUCGAGAAGAGAGAGAUGAGCUGCUUGAGAAGAUGAGGAGAUCUAUCAGACACAAGGGGAAAAACGGAUCUCCGAUCACUGGUCCCGAGUUGGCGUCUCUUCUUGAGAUUCUUGUAGAAGCUGCAAACGAAGGUUCCCUCGCUCAGAUCCCAAGCCGUUGGAAUACAUUUCUAGAGAAACUUGAGCGCACCGCUAAUGAGGACUGCUUGGAGUUCUACGAGGGAGAGAUGGCUCUGCUGCACAACAAGUACGAUCACGGCCCCAUUCCUCCAGUUGAACUUCAGGAAUGGCAUGAGAUCGCCCGCGACAAGGCCGCUAAGCUGCUUUCACAUUUGCUGUUCGGAUUGGGUAACGCUACGGACGACUCCUCACGCAGCUUGAGCCGACGGGUGGAGCAGAGCCACGAAAAGGCGGUCGACAUGAACGACAAGAAGACGAUGCUGAUGUGCAGCGACGUGCAGAGGAGAAUUGAGCUGGACGCAGAAGAAGAAAUGGACCACGUGCAGCUUCCGGUGACCUCGACACUCAUCCGCGAGGUUUUCAGUAAUGUGGAGGCAACAAGCACCAAGAAAUACGCUACAAGUUUGAGUUACCUAUCAGAGGGUCAAGGAUAUAAAACGCAUCUGGAAAGACUGAAGAUAUCAUUGCGUAAUUUGCGUGACUCUUACGAGCUGAGAAACACCAAAGCCCUCGAGCAAGUUCUCAAAAAGGCGUCAGACAGGGCGAUAGAAUUAUUCCAAGAUCAAUGUAGCAACAAGGAGAGAUCCCCGCGGACGCCAAAGCUGCUAAGCCGUAUAUUGGAGAACGCAAAGCUAGACGCACUACAGGUAUUUCGCGACGAUGGAGGCAUCGCGGUCGAGGAAAGGUUUUUCAAGCCAUUUCUGGCCAUGUUGCAGACAAGACUGGAGGACGAAACUUUAUCCAUUAGGCAAGAUAACAUGGAACUACUCAAGACACAAGCUGAAGUCAAGGUGAAGGAGCUGUUGGUGCUGUUCAGGGACAGUACAUCCGGGAACAAGAUUAUCCUGCCGCUAAACCAGACAGACCUGGAUAUGAGACUUGGUUCAGAGAUGGACAGAGUAAAGUCCCUGUAUUCAAGCUCCCAAGUAGGUUUUGAAGAAUUUGAUGUUAUUCAAGAAACCUUUAAGUUACUACAGGAGGGCCUAGAAGCGAUCUGCAAGGAACGCCAUCACGAAAAUAUGAUAGCUUACAGCAAGGAAGUUGAAGUCCCCCUGCGUACCAGCAAGAAGAUUGUGCUGCUCGCCGCAGAUAACUACGACACUGAAUUCUCACUCAAGCAAUAUAUUCGUCAAGUAUGCCUGUUAAACCUUGACGAAGGCAAGCCCAAGCACUGGCCAUCUCCACUCAAAGAUACCAUCAUAGAUAACUUCAUAUCCACUGACAAGGAGAUCAAGAACAUCGUCAUAUCACGACGAGGGCUCUGGGCCAGGAUCAAGGGCUUCGUUCAGUGGUUACUAUGGAUCUUCAACAUGUAUUAGGUGUCACGCAACGUUAUCACGCGUGUCACGCCAUGUCGCGGUGUGGACCAUGGGACAGGGACAACAUGUCACGCCAUGUCGCGAUGUGGAAAAUUCGACAGGAACAACAUGUCACGCUAUGACACGGUGUGGGCUAGGGGCAACAUGUCACGCCAUGUCACGGUGUGACCAGGGGCAACAUGUCACGCCAUGUCAUGCUUCCUGCAGUGGAAACUUCAAUAAAAUUUAUUAGGCGUCACGCAACGCCAUCACGAUAUGCCACGUUGUGGGCCAAGCACAAGGUCAAAGAAUUUGUACAGAAGUCACUAUUCUGCACUGUUGCUUUUACUUAUUAUAUACAGCUUGGUCACGCAAGAACUAAAUUGCACGCAUCAGUGUCACACAACUGUCUUGUGAUAAAAAAUAUUUUGGCACUGGAUACCACUUGUGCCGUCAUGAUCAUCUGAGCCUGGAGAUGUUAAUAAAUUAAUGUUAUUGUUAAUAAAAAGACAGUUUGCUUGCAUA
This is a messenger RNA of Nematostella vectensis (starlet sea anemone), 3096 nucleotides long. RefSeq names its product guanylate-binding protein 2. The transcript is spliced from 26 exons. Gene Ontology annotation, molecular function: GTP binding; GTPase activity. Lineage: Eukaryota; Metazoa; Cnidaria; Anthozoa; Actiniaria; Edwardsiidae. Bases 88 to 2592 code for a protein of 834 amino acids. The record is from RefSeq and is a predicted model, not a curated record.